AUGGCACAGGAAAAGCCCGCCGCAAUGCAUUGCGAGAUCGACCUCCUCCAACUCCCCAUCGUCGACCGCCUCCCCACUUCGGUCGAAGACCACGACGAAGAAUGCAUUAUAUGCCUCGAAGACCUAGAAUCCAUCAAAUCCUACCGCCAACUACCUUGCCAGCACUUCUUCCACCAACCGUGCAUUGAUGACUGGCUGACACGGCGCAAUGCAAGCUGCCCGCUCUGCCGACGAACCUUUGAGCACUUGCGCCGACCGUGCCCGCCACCAACAAAUGAUGUUCCUGUCAUGCUUAACAGUAGUUGGGGUGCCGCCCGGCCUGUGCCGCGGUAUUUGCUGGUCGUGGGACCAGCCCCUGGAUCACCGGAGCUCACGGUCCCAGCUGUCAGCACAGAGGCAAGAGAGCCCGCGCGUCAGUCCGUACGGGCAUGGUGCAAGAGGAAGUUAAAGGUCGGACGUGUCGCUUGA
This is a messenger RNA of Aspergillus saccharolyticus JOP 1030-1, 468 nucleotides long. Its product is annotated as E3 ubiquitin-protein ligase RNF103. The transcript is spliced from 2 exons. NCBI's taxonomy places the organism in Eukaryota, Fungi, Ascomycota, Eurotiomycetes, Eurotiales, Aspergillaceae. The record is from RefSeq and is a predicted model, not a curated record. Bases 1 to 468 code for a protein of 155 amino acids.